Gamsiella multidivaricata is the source of this 1134-nucleotide messenger RNA. RefSeq lists its product as uncharacterized. Gene Ontology annotation, molecular function: FAD binding; D-amino-acid oxidase activity. NCBI's taxonomy places the organism in Eukaryota, Fungi, Mortierellomycota, Mortierellomycetes, Mortierellales, Mortierellaceae. The transcript is spliced from 8 exons. The record is from RefSeq and is a predicted model, not a curated record. The coding region runs from base 1 to 1134 and encodes 377 amino acids.
AUGCUUGCUCAUGACAAACGCGAGAAAUCGUUAGUCGCCGUCAUUGGUGCAGGCGUUGUAGGACUGACCACGGCUCUAUUGCUGCAGUGCAAUAAUUAUGAUGUAACAAUCAUCGCCUCGGAGUUCCCAAAGGAUGAAAAGGCCCACCCAGAUUAUGCGUCGCCUAAAGCUGGUGCGCAUUGGAGAUCAAUGUGCGACGAAGAUGAUUCCCGUGCCAAAGGAUACGACACACUCUCAUAUAGGACUUUUCAAGAGCUCGCUAAGAAUCCGGAAUCAGGUGUCAGGAUCCGGGACGCAAUCGACUACUUCGAUUUCAAUCCCACAGGCCAUGAGGGGCAUGAUCCAUGGUGGUCGAAGAUCGUUGAAGAUUUCAAACAAAUCCCGUCGACCAAUGCUGAUUUCCCGAUCGCAUAUUCCUACAAGACGCCCGUCAUCACCCCCAGCAUCUACUUGCACUUCCUCCUGCACCAGUUCAAGAAGGCCGGUGGUCACAUUCAACACCGAAAGCUCUCACACGUCACUGAGGCAGCACUCUGGGUUGGCACCAAACCAAAGCCCGUGAAGAUCAUUAUCAACUGCGCAGGAUUCCAGGCCCGAUAUCUCGGAGGCGUACAGGACUUGAGAUGCUACCAAACACGAGGACAGACCGCGGUCGUACGCGCAUCUUGGAUUCAUGAAACCGUUACCUGGAUCUCCAAAACUGGAUCCAUUAUGUAUGUGAUCCCACGCACGAAUGGAGACGUUGUCCUCGGCGGAUCUCAUGAAGCACAUCAAAACAACGAGUCCGUGAGCGGCACGAAGACAACCCAUAUCCUCCGGACCAUCAUCGACCGAUAUCCCAAGAUCUUGACCCCAGGAUCCUCGCCUGCAUACGCUGCAAGCCUCGAUCUGCUCUGCAAGUUUGAUAUUGUCGAUCAGAAGGUUGGAUUCCGGCCCUCCCGAAUUGGAGGCGUACGUGUCGAAGUCGAGCAUGGACGUACAGGGACAGGUCAACACGUCCUGAUCGCUCACAAUUAUGGACACGGUGGUGCAGGAUACCAAUCGAGCUGGGGUACUGCCUUUGACCUCCUCAAGAUGAUAGAGCAAGCCCAGAGAGAGGUUCCUGAGGACCUCCAUGAGACUGCAAAAUUGUAG